Messenger RNA from Chelonus insularis, 4050 nucleotides. It is a transcript of the gene exd, whose product is annotated as extradenticle. Bases 730 to 2010 code for a protein of 426 amino acids. Gene Ontology annotation, cellular component: nucleus. NCBI's taxonomy places the organism in Eukaryota, Metazoa, Arthropoda, Insecta, Hymenoptera, Braconidae. The record is from RefSeq and is a predicted model, not a curated record. The transcript is spliced from 8 exons. Gene Ontology annotation, molecular function: DNA-binding transcription factor activity, RNA polymerase II-specific; RNA polymerase II cis-regulatory region sequence-specific DNA binding. Gene Ontology annotation, biological process: embryonic organ development; animal organ morphogenesis; regulation of transcription by RNA polymerase II.
GCAGUUCAGUGACGCACGCAUACGCGUGCAGAGCAAGUUGGUGGAAUUGAGAAACGCGAAGCAGCGAAGCCAGACGGAGCGCAACAGAAACGGUCGGAGCGUUGCCUUGUAAGGUGGAGAGUGCGCGGAGUGUGUUGUCCACCCAGGAAAACGAGAAAGAGUGUUUGUUGUGACGAAAUAAAAGACGAGGAGAAAAAAAGGGAUAAAGUGCACAACAGGAGACGAAUGUAGCUGGAAGGGGAACACACGUCGCGGAGAGGCGACCUUGAAAACGCGUAUACGUAAAACUCGACAAUCCGUCAAAACUAGACGAUACACCAUUUUAUGUUGCGUGUGUGUAUACGAGAGAAGAGAAAGAGAGAGAAUAAAACAAGUUAGAGUCAAAUAGAUGUGUUUGAAAUAAACUUCAAUAAAUAUUCUUUUGUGGGUGCUUAAUUUAUCUACGAUAUAAUAUUAUAUAUAAAGUAGAGACUAUUUUUGUUUAUUUAAUUAGUCAUCUCCAUUCACAUUCAUAAGAGUCUAAGAUCAAGACAAAGAAAGGUGGCAUAACCUCAAAAAUUAGUGACUGCGCGCGAGAGUUUAUGUCGUUUUUGUUGGAGUUAAUAACGUGUUUGUAUAUAUUUUUUCAAAUGCAACAUUAGUACGUGAAAUUGGAAUAAAAAUUAUUGGAAAGUUAAAUAGUCGUAAAAGUUAUUCAAUUGGAGUUUGAAUAUCACAUAAAAGUUAAAAAUGCUACAACACGGAGGUUCUAGUGUUGGGUUAAUGGGUGGAAGCCAGGGUCAAGGGGCCCAAAAUACUGGGGGCUAUGGAAAUAUGGGUCCUGUGGAUGGGACGGCGACCCAAGGGCCUGAUCAAGCUGUGGAGGCAAGAAAGCAGGAUAUUGGAGAAAUUUUACAACAAAUUAUGAAUAUUACAGAUCAGAGUCUUGAUGAAGCACAAGCUAGAAAACACACUCUCAACUGCCACAGAAUGAAGCCGGCAUUAUUUUCAGUACUAUGCGAGAUCAAAGAAAAAACAGUUCUAUCGCUGCGAAACACUCAAGAGGAAGAACCGCCGGAUCCUCAGUUGAUGAGGUUGGACAAUAUGCUCAUAGCUGAGGGCGUAGCAGGACCAGAAAAAGGCGGAGGUGCUGGUGCAGCAGCAUCAGCAUCAGCAGCGGCAGCAGCAGGACCUCCAGGACAACCCGACAAUGCAAUUGAGCACUCAGAUUACCGUGCCAAGCUUGCCCAAAUCCGACAAAUAUAUCACCAAGAGCUUGAAAAAUACGAACAGGCCUGUAAUGAAUUCACCACACACGUAAUGAAUCUUCUAAGAGAACAGAGUCGUACCAGACCUAUUACGCCCAAGGAAAUUGAGAGGAUGGUACAGAUUAUUCAUAAAAAAUUCUCCAGCAUUCAAAUGCAACUUAAACAGUCUACCUGCGAAGCUGUUAUGAUCUUAAGAAGUCGGUUUCUUGAUGCUAGACGCAAGAGACGGAACUUUAGCAAGCAGGCUUCAGAAAUUCUGAACGAGUAUUUCUAUUCGCAUUUGAGUAAUCCAUAUCCCAGUGAAGAAGCAAAAGAAGAACUUGCGAGGAAGUGUGGGAUCACAGUGAGCCAGGUUUCCAAUUGGUUUGGCAACAAAAGAAUACGUUAUAAGAAGAAUAUUGGAAAAGCGCAAGAAGAAGCAAAUUUGUAUGCUGCUAAAAAGGCUGCAGCAGCUUUUGCAGGAGCGUCGCCGUACAGUAUGGGCGGCGCCAGCCAGGGAACACCGACGCCGAUGAUGUCUCCGGCGCCACCAGGCGGACCCCAGGAUAUGGCGGGUUAUGGAAUGGGAAUCAACGGAAGUGACUAUGGAUCACAACCUUAUAACGAUGGUUCAAUGGGCUAUGAUCCUAUGCAUCAGGGUAAAGCAUUGUCGGCUGGGCCUGGAUGGAUGCAACAGCGUGAGGCUGUACCGGAAUUUCCGCCGCUCCACGAUUCAGCAGAUUCAGAUUCAGAUCGAGAAAACGAAAAACGACCUCGGGUUUAGGUGGGAAAGGGAAGAGAAUGAUAAUAUUGAGAAACACAAGAUGGAACGAGAGUGGAACAAGCGUGUGAGAGCGAAAGCACGUGUGAACGCUUGUACGAGAGCCAGAAAAAGAGGAUAGAUCGUCCAAAAUUAAAUGGUGAACGCACUUCAUCGUACACAUACACACUAACAAAGCAACAAAACAUCAAAAACGUGCUUACACUACAUCAAAAAUUAAAUAUUAAAUUGAUAAACAUUUAAGAUGUUGUUCAUAGACAUUAAUCAUUUUUUUUUUUUUAGUUAUUAAAAGUAGUUUAAAUUAAGAAUAAAAUUAUGGAAAAUAAUUUUCUAUUGAUGAUGAUAGUACAGAUUGGCGAGGAAUAACAUGAUGUAUACGAAAAAAAUAUCAAAGAAAAUAUCACUUGCUUUUCUAUCUUGAUAGAUCACAUAUAGUUUUACAUAUAGCCUUUAUGUCUGUGUCAUACAUUUACUCAUUUCACAUCUGAUCAUAAAAUGCGUUAAAUUUAUUGUUUUAAUCAUUGUAUGUUUUAGAUAGUAAAUGCUUAUAAUUAUGAUGUCCUUUUAACUUUUAAUUUUAAGUUAGCUUUUUUUUUUUCUAUCAUUAUCCAAUAAUGUUAUCUAUAUAUAUUUUAUUUCGACGAUAAGUUUAACUUGCACUUUCAUUACGUUGGAAAAUUGUAUAUGCAUGUGUAAUUGUCCUUACUUUGUAAAAAAAAAUUUGCAUUCGCACAUGACCAACUUCACACUAGAGUUGCUUUACUCGAUCAAUUAUUUCAAUACCAAUUUUUUUUCUAUUUUAUUUUCAAUUUUUUAUUCAUUCAUUUUUUUAUUCAUUCAUUUUUUUUUUCAUCUUAUUCAUUGAAAAUUAAAUUUAUUAAUUCACUUAGAAAUUAUAAUUUAAAAAAAUAUUUUAUAAAUGAAAAUGUUUAUUAUUGAAUCUAUAUGUAUUUUAUGUCUGUAAAUAAGCAUUAAAAUCGUUAAUAGUUAGUUUGAUUCUGAGAGAGCAACUGUCAUGAAUUGAUAUAUAAAUAUGUAUAAGAAUUGUGAGAGAUUCCAUUUGAUAUAAAUUUUCCAUAAAAGUAGAAAUUUUAUUUAUUCAAUAAAAGACAUAAUGGGUUAUUUAAUAAUAUACUCAAACAUCUUGUGUGCCUAUAUGGCCAAUGUUGUUUGCUUUCAGGAGCUGUCACCUUGAAAUCCUUAGAAGAUACCAGAAACACACUUACGUUUAAUAAGAGAAUUAAUAUAAAAAAACGUAAAAAUAAUAUUGAUCACUUUAAUCUCUGUGAUCUUAAUCUUACUUAUUAAGUAGUAAGAUAUACGACCUAAAAUGCAUUGAAGAAUAUUUUUUUCUAAAUGAAAGAAAAAAAAGAUGAUUUUUUAAUUUGAUUAAUUAUUAUAAUUAGAAGAAAAAAAUGAACAAACGUAAAUCAAUUUUUUGUAUUAAAAGUUAAUGAAAAAAUUUAGUAAAAUUAGAAAAUGUAAUAUUUAUGUUACAAAAUAAUGUUAAAUAAUUAUUAGUAAUAUUUUUAAUUUCAAAAUGCCGCCUUUCUGAAGCAGUCUCUCAGAAUAAAGCGAAAAUAAUAAAGAAAAUAGAUGAAAAUAAAAAGAAAAUUAAUAAAAUAAAUGAACAAAAUAAUGACAAAAGGAACGAAGCAAUGGUCCUGCGACACAACACUGAUGUAUACGAUUUUUCAACAUGAAAAUAUAUAUUGUAGCUAUAUAUAUAAAUAUAUAUAGAAGUAUAUAAAGAGGAUAGUCUAUAGGUAAAAAUUGUACCAGCUAAAGACAUGAUUAUAACGGCGUUACUUUUAUUAUCACUAUUAUUACUAUUAUUAGUUCUUAUUGCCAUCAUCAUUAAACGUGAUUAUUACAUUUUUAUAAGUCUACUGUAGUAUUGAUAUUAUUGUCAUUUUUAUUGCUGACUCGAGUUUAGAUUAUUUUUUAAUAUUUACUAUCUUAUAUUUUUCAUUAAAUUCUUCAAAUGAUGUCAAACGAAUUCAGUGAUAAUAAAUGUGCUAUCAAAUUGAUGAUUAAUUAAUA